Molecule: messenger RNA, 2366 nt
Organism: Cataglyphis hispanica
Lineage: Eukaryota; Metazoa; Arthropoda; Insecta; Hymenoptera; Formicidae
Exons: 2
Coding region: 836-1501 (221 amino acids)
Source: RefSeq, a predicted model, not a curated record
AAUUGUGACAAACAAGUCGCAUAAAAACGGUCGGCGGAAAUGAGCAAAUUUCGGGAGCCUUCUGGAUCCUUCGAGAAGGCGACGACUUUAUAAAAGUGAGCCGGCGGCCGCAGUCCGCGCAGUCCGCUAAGAACAAUCGACGUGUUCACGCUAUCCUAGUGAUAACAGAAAUUCGGUUUCGUGGAGAAAUAUUGAUAUAUUUCAGUGCCGUUGUGUGACUACCGGAGUUAUUUCGAGACAGGCGAUUUAUCGCUUUUCAUCCGCCGCGUGCGAAUUACGAUUACAGUCGUGUGACACGCGUAAUCUGUCGUGUGACUAGUGUACAUACAUAGUGUGCAUCGUUCUAGACUUAAUCGCGUUGCGAUACUCGCGGGUGUAUCUGUCUGUUGUCCGUCUCACUUCGCGCUUAACUUUCCGCGGCACGCUCGCUCACGCGUCCACAUCACAUUCGCGCACAUUUGCUGGUCCUUCGAGCCGGAUCUCGCUGUCCGGUGCGGGUGCAGUGAGUGCAGUGUCUGUGGUCUUCGUCGGAGCUUCUCCGGUCAUCUCAUUCUAAAAGACAAAGAUGAGUAAGGAUAUGGACUCAAUAACUCGAGUGCAGCUGAGCCUAUACGGGCGCAUUGCACGCUCGUAUGACAACUUGCGGAAGACGGGGUCCGCCAAUAUAACAGUCGGACUGGUGGAGUCACGCCUCCAAGCUCUCGAGGCCAACUGGGCGAAAUUUGAGCACAACCACGACAAGCUCCUCGCUACCGGAGAGUCCCUGCGCGAGAGUGACUAUGUCAAAAAGGACAUACAAGCGGAAGCAGAGGAAGCUUACCUCACCUAGAAGGGCAUGUUCCUGGAUACGCUCCGCCGUCUCAGAUCCACGGAAAGAACCGAGGUUUCCGCUGCUGGAACACCUUCGUCACAGCCGCCGCGAACAACUUUGCCGAGGAUACAACUUCCUCAGUUCUCCGGGCUGUAUGAGGACUGGCCGUCGUUCCGCGACCUCUUUCAUUAUCUCAUUGGGAAGGAUGACUCGGCCGCCAACGUCGAGAAGCUUCACCUCAAGGCGUGUCUGAAGGGAGAAGCGGAACUCCUCAUUCGCAGUCUGCCCACGACAGGCGAGAAUUUUGAUCGCGCGUGGAAGGUUCUCAUGGACUAUUACGAGAACAAGCGCCUGCUCGUGCGAUCGUACAUCGCGAGGUUUCUGGCGAUUCAACGGGUAAAGGGUGAGUCGAGCACAGAUUUACGUAACUUUUACCACGGCGUGGUCGAGCUCGCGCUCACGCCGCUGGGCGACGGUCCGCCGCUGCGGAUCUCGGCUUCCGUCAACACGCCGCCAAGACGAUGGCCUCUCGCCCGGAUCACCAGCGUGCACCCAGGAGACGAUGGGCGAGUCCGCGUGGUCACCAUCCGUACUGCCACUUCAGAGCUGACGCGUCCUAUCGCCAAGAUAAUCCUCCUGCCGGAAAGCCGCUCCGACGAGCAGGAAAACGAGCCCAUGCAUGGCGGUUGAACAGUCGCUCGUCCGGCUGUAAGGAAAGAAAGGGAAAAUUGACGCUCAAAUUUAACUGCGAGAUUUGUAUCUCAGUGUCACUCCACUUUCCCUUUCUUUUCACUCGACGAGUGGUGCGCGAGAAGACACUGCACGGUGCAAGCACUCGCGCUCGACACUUCAUCCGUCACACAUGCAAGCUUUCGUAUAUCUCUAUUGUAUCGUAUUUUCAUAUAUCUAUGUUGAUCAAAUAGAGAGAGAGAGAGAGAGAGAGAGAGAGAGAGAGAGAGAUAUCGCGCUCGCGAAAUACACACAACAAUCGAGAGCGCUUCAUGAGCGUUCGAUGCAUUUAAAAAUUCAGUCACGUAGAGGAAACGUUGACAGUAGCGUUGGUCACGGUGAUCGACGAAUUAGGAAGCGAAGAAUAUCUUUUUGUAAUCUCCUUCGUCGUCAUCGAGGAAACGCGUUUUUCUGUAAAUCAUAUAUAAUAUACAGUGUGUAUAAUAUACAGUGUAAUAUACACUGCAAUAAACGCGUGAGAAGGUCCUACAAAUCACGGUUAAAAAAAUAGAAAAAUUUUGUUUUAUUUGUACAAUGUGUUUGAUUUAAAUGUGUAUACAGUCAGUUAUUUUUUUAUAUAAUAGAAUUAUUUUGUACUCAUACUUAAAAGCAACCUGUGACAAUAUCUUAUGUACAAUUAUUGGUAUCUUACCUUUUCAAAUUUAUCAUAAAAUACUUUACAAAACUAUGUUAAAAUUGAGAUAUUAUUUUACUUAAAAAAUAAAACUGUAAUAAUAAUAAUAAUAUUUAAAAAGUAUUUAAAAUAAUAUUAAAAAUAAUAUUUAAAAAUUAUUAAAAAAUGUAUAUAAUAUUAAUAGAGAGAAUA